GUGUGAUAGAGAUGAAGAUGGACUCCUCCCCGUGGCUCUAUCUGGCUUGCGUCCUGGCAGUAUGUCUCGCCCCUGGCCAGACAGCUCUCACUGCAAGGGUGACCGUAUUCCAGGAUGACCUUCCCGCCUCUGACACGUGUGUACUCCCGUCUGUGCUUCCCGUCACUAUCCGCUCCCCCCAGGAAACCGUCACGCUGUCCCUCUCCCUCAACACCGAUAUGCAGGAGAAGACCCCCGUGCUGCUCAUGAGAAAAAGCAAAUCUGGGUCUCCCAUCUUCAUCAAGGACAGUCUAUCCGGAGUAAAGGUGUCAGCAAUGUACCAAGCGGAUACCAAUCUGGCUCAAUUUGAGGUCACCUGCAAGAUCCUGGGUUCAAGCGAACGCCGGUAUAUCCUUGACGGAUCCUUGGUGCUCUCAGAUGGCAAGGAGUACCAGAUGUCGAAAGCAACGAAUACAUUUCCGUGGCUGGACUACAUCGACAUAUACACGCUGACAGAGGAAGGAGGGAGCGCCCCUGGUUUUAACGCUGGACAAUAUCUUGAUGAUGACGGUGAUGCAUUGUCAGUACCAAAAGCUGGUUCAGACCUUGCCCGUAUCAUAACAAGUGACGUGUACAUCGAUGUAAUGGCGCUUAUAGAGAACUCUGUAUAUGAAAGAUGGCUGCUGCUCUCAUCGGACGGAACAGCCGCUGAAAAACGUCUAGAGGCCCUGGACAAUAUUCGACGAAACUUUGCUCAUAUUUUCAAUGCUGUUAAUCUGAGGUUCAAAACAGCGUCGGCGAACGUACACAUCAAACUAGCUGGAUUUAUUAUUGAGGACGUAGAAAGUGGCGAUUGGUUUGAUGGUGUCCGACAGACUGAGGCCGAUCAGACAAAGAUUGAAGCGGGGGUCCUGCUUGACACCAUGUGGGAUCUGGCAAAGACACCCGGCUUCCCGUCUCAUGACCACCUGGUGUCCUUCACGAGUGUGGACAUCUACUGGAACAAAACUGAUGGGACAAUAAGCGAUGUAAACGGUCUCGCGUCGGUUGCACAGGCAUGUAUAUCUCCGACCAGUAAAAGCGUGUCCAUUGUUCAGUACCAGUCUCACUUUACUGCUGACGUCAGGACAACGGCGCAUGAGAUUGGACACAGUCUCAGCUUUAGACACGAUGGUACUGCUUUCGGGAACGACUGUGACAGCGCUGACAACUACAUCAUGACAAGCACGCCAAGGACAUACGACACCACCAACAACAACCCCUACGUCUUCUCCAGCUGCUCCGCGGACUAUUUGGACAACCACGUUAAUAAUUACCUCACGGGCAGUGUCAGCACUGAUUUCUCCAAGGCGUGUCUCCUGGAGUCUCUGCCACAGGUAUCAGUCCCUGAUGUAACAGGGGAAUUCCACGGACAACAGUAUGAUGUGCAUGAGCAGUGUCAACUCAUAUAUGGUACAGGCGCUCGUUUGUGUACGGGUGUGGACUUGACGGGCAUCACAGUGUGCCAGAAGAUGUCCUGCCUUAAUCCAGAAAAUGGCAAAUGUUGGUGGCAUUAUGCUGCAAGAGGAACCACGUGUGGCGAUAAAAAGUGGUGUCAGGAAGGAGUGUGUGUCUACUCGGAAGACGCUCCUGUCGCAAACGAGGACUGUUUGUAUGGAGACAGGCCAGGUAUCGUCUACUCUCCCCUCAAUCAAACCUGCCCUGAAUUCAUCCCGGCCAAUCUCGUCAGCAGGUGUGAUUCUGAAAAUAACAGACGACUUUGUUGUGAAACGUGUACAAAACGUACUUGCAACAAGGAGUGCCUAAACAACGGUUUUUUGAACAGCACCUCUUGUCUCUGUGUUUGUCCGACGGGUUCGUCUGGGGACUUGUGUGAGACGAACACAUGCACUAAGACGUGUCUCAAUGAAGGAACACUGAACACUGAUACCUGCACGUGUGCCUGUAGGGAAUUCUACACUGGAGCCACGUGUCAGACGAACACAUGCACAAAGUCGUGUCAAAACGGAGGCACACUGACCACGGAUACCUGCACGUGUGCCUGUAGAGAGUUCUACACUGGAACUACGUGUCAGACGAACACAUGCACUAAGACGUGUCUCAAUGGAGGAACACUGAACACUGAUACCUGCACGUGUGCCUGUAGGGAAUUCUACACCGGAGCCACGUGUCAGACGAACACAUGCACUAAGACGUGUCUCAAUGGAGGAACACUGAACACAGAUACCUGCACGUGUGCCUGUAGGGAAUUCAACACCGGAGCCACGUGUCAGACGAACACAUGCACAAAGUCGUGUCAAAACGGAGGAACACUGACCACUGAUACCUGCACGUGUGCCUGUAGAGAGUUCUACACUGGAACCACGUGUCAGACGAACACAUGCACUAAGACGUGUCUCAAUGGAGGAACACUGAACACUGAUACCUGCACGUGUGCCUGUAGGGAAUUCUACACUGGAGCCACGUGUCAGACGAACACAUGCACUAAGACGUGUCUCAAUGGAGGAACACUGAACACAGAUACCUGCACGUGUGCCUGUAGGGAAUUCAACACCGGAGCCACGUGUCAGACGAACACAUGCACAAAGUCGUGUCAAAACGGAGGAACACUGACCACUGAUACCUGCACGUGUGCCUGUAGAGAGUUCUACACUGGAACCACGUGUCAGACGAACACAUGCACUAAGACGUGUCUCAAUGGAGGAACACUGAACACUGAUACCUGCACGUGUGCCUGUAGGGAAUUCUACACUGGAGCCACGUGUCAGACGAACACAUGCACUAAGACGUGUCUCAAUGGAGGAACACUGAACACAGAUACCUGCACGUGUGCCUGUAGGGAAUUCAACACCGGAGCCACGUGUCAGACGAACACAUGCACAAAGUCGUGUCAAAACGGAGGAACACUGACCACUGAUACCUGCACGUGUGCCUGUAGAGAGUUCUACACUGGAACCACGUGUCAGACGAACACAUGCACUAAGACGUGUCUCAAUGGAGGAACACUGAACACUGAUACCUGCACGUGUGCCUGUAGGGAAUUCUACACUGGAGCCACGUGUCAAACGAACACGUGCUCUCGGUCGUGUCUCAACGGAGGAACACUGGACACAGAUACUUGCACCUGCGCAUGCGUCGCUCCCUUUUCGGGAACCGUGUGUCAAUCGAACACAUGCACGAGGUCGUGUCUCAAUGGAGGAACACUGAACACAGAUACCUGCACGUGUGCCUGUAGGGAAUUCUACACCGGAGCCACGUGUGAAACGAACACAUGCACGAGGUCGUGUCUCAACAGAGGAACACUGACCACUGAUACCUGCACCUGUGCCUGUAGAGAUUUCUACACUGGAACCACGUGUGAGACGAACACAUGCACUAAGUCGUGUCUUAAUGGAGGAACACUGAACACAGAUACCUGCACGUGUGCCUGUGGAGCAUUCUACACCGGAGCCACGUGUGAAACAAAUACCUGCACUAGAACCUGCAGUAAUGGCGGUACUCUGAACCGAGAUACGUGUACCUGUUCAUGCGAUCCGUUGUGGACUGGUAGCACAUGCGCACAAUGUUCUAGAGGGUGUUUGAAUGGUGGAACACAACAGUCAGCCACAUGUUCUUGUUCCUGCAGGGACGGCUACACCGGAACCUACUGUGGAACACCGCCUAGUGGUUGUUCAAGGACCUGUCAAAAUGGAGGCACUCUGGACACUGCUGCCUGCAAAUGUACCUGUAGUGGCAACUAUAUCGGAAACUCGUGUGAAACCUGUGGAACUUCAUGUCCUGCAGGUCAGGAACUGCGCGGAGCUAACUGUGUCUGUAUCCCGACAGGAGUGAAAUGUGAUGGAACCGACACUUGGCUCUGCACAAUUCUGAAGGUGUCCGGCAAUUGUGUGAAGUCACUCAAUUUCAUGCGCCAAUGCCCUCAAAAUUGUCGCACAUGUGAGAUACAAGCCCCGGAUCCUCUUACAAGCAGCGGUUAUGAAUAGAAGCAAGACUUAAUGGUCAACAGACGCCUUUCUGAGAACCGGUUUAUCAGAAAUAAAUUAUUCAAACACACA
Messenger RNA from Haliotis rufescens (red abalone), 4034 nucleotides. Its product is annotated as fibropellin-1-like. Gene Ontology annotation, cellular component: cell surface; extracellular region. Gene Ontology annotation, biological process: proteolysis; anatomical structure development. NCBI's taxonomy places the organism in Eukaryota, Metazoa, Mollusca, Gastropoda, Lepetellida, Haliotidae. The record is from RefSeq and is a predicted model, not a curated record. The transcript is spliced from 38 exons. Gene Ontology annotation, molecular function: signaling receptor binding; metalloendopeptidase activity. Bases 12 to 3962 code for a protein of 1316 amino acids.